CAUGAUGAUUAAUGCCCAUAAUAAUACACAUAUACUUACACAAAAGCUGCGCUGUUUCUCUCGCUCGGUCUUCUUCUUCUUCUUCUUCUUCUUCCUCCUUUCUUAUUCUAUGUUGCAGUGUCUGACCGCAUAAGCAGCUCUCUCGUCGGUUCUUUUCUCGUCGGCUGUUGCUGCUGAGGCCAGUGAAACAUGAAGAUGCCAGUAGCAUUUUUCUUGCUGCUGGCAUUGAGCAAUACUGUUUUUAAAGUGAAUGGAGAAGGGGGAAACAGACAAUGUGAUUAUAAGUUUAAAAUAGAACCAAGACCACAUAGUGUGUCAAUUUUGGAGUUUGGUGCUGUUGGAGAUGGCAAAACACUGAAUACUCUUGCCUUUCAAAAUGCCAUUUUCUAUCUCAAAUCCUUCGCUGACAAGGGCGGGGCCCAGCUCUACGUGCCCCCUGGGCGCUGGCUCACCGGAAGUUUCAACCUGACCAGUCACCUUACACUGUUUUUGGCUAGAGGUGCUGUCAUCUUUGGAUCUCAGAAUCCAUCUCAUUGGGAGGUUAUUGAACCCUUACCAUCAUAUGGCCGAGGCAUUGAGCUCCCUGGACCCAGAUAUCAGAGUCUGAUCAGUGGCUACAUGUUACGUGAUGUUGUAGUAACUGGUGAUAAUGGAACCAUUGACGGACAAGGCUCUAUUUGGUGGGACUGGUUCAAUUCUCAUUCCUUAAACUACAGCCGGCCUCAUCUUGUCGAGUUCACCUUGUCUGAAAAUAUAGUAGUCUCAAAUCUUACUUUCUUGAAUGCACCUGCAUAUAAUAUCCAUCCGGUCUACUGUAGUAAUGUACAUGUUGAGAAUGUAUCGAUCUAUGCUCCUCCAGAAUCUCCGUAUACUGUUGGUAUUGUUCCAGAUUCUUCAGAUCAUGUAUGCAUAGAGGAUUCCAGCAUUAGCAUUGGUCAUGAUGCCAUUUCCCUCAAGAGUGGUUGGGAUGAAUAUGGCAUUGCUUAUGGUAGACCCACCACAAAUGUGCACAUCAGAAGGCUCCACCUCCGGUCAUCUUCCGGUUCAUCCAUUGCAUUUGGCAGUGAAAUGUCUGGUGGUAUUUCUAAUGUAGAAGUACACCAGGUCCACCUCUACAACUCACCAACUGGAAUUGAGUUCAGGACAACAAGAGGCAGAGGUGGCUACGUUAAACAGAUCAUCAUAUCAAAUGCCGAAUUGGAAAACAUUGUUACUGCGAUCGUGGCCAAUGGUAAUUCUGGGUCCCACCCAGAUGAUAAAUUUGAUCCCGAUGCUCUCCCUGUUUUGGAUCACAUCACGUUGCAGAACAUGAUUGGCACGAAUAUUACACUCGCAGGGAACUUGACAGGAAUUGAAGAAUCUCCUUUCACUUCUAUACAUCUAUCAAACAUCUCCUUAUCAAUCACUUCUGGCACCUCCAUUUCUUGGAUAUGCUCCUACGUUUCUGGCUUCUCAGAGUCUGUCUCCCCUGAACCAUGCCCUGAUCUCGAGAGUUCAUAUUCAAAGUCAUCCUUGCCCUUCCUUUCCAUCCUGAACUAUACCGGGACAGCCACAGUUUCAUGACUGUUUCUUCUCAGAUCAUGAUGAAAUUGUGGAAGAAGAAAAAGUUGAAAAUCUCAUGCCAUUCUUACCAUUUCACAAGUAGGUCAGAUUCUUUUCAAUAAAACCCGUGUCUAGAAUUCUUGUUUCUUUCCUCCCUUUGGUUCGUUUGAUUGCAGCAGCCUGCAGAUUAUUAUUUGUACAGCCUCAUUUCUUGAUUCAUGUGUAAGGAAAGUUUUGGUAGUGAUGGUGGCAUAAGCAAUGAAGCAAGCAAGCAAGAAAAUUUGGGAACUUUUGGUAUCUUCUGCAUUUGGGUAUUUUAAGAAAUUGAAUUCCUUUCAUGUUUAUAUGGAUUGGUUGUUUCAGAUUUCCAUUGUAAAGCUUUUUUUUUAUAUUUAUUCGAGUUCUUCGAUUGGAAUAAUCAGUAGAUUUUUACUUAGUGAAGAUUGAAUGGAUUAAUAA
This is a messenger RNA of Carica papaya (papaya), 2001 nucleotides long. Its product is annotated as putative polygalacturonase. Gene Ontology annotation, molecular function: polygalacturonase activity. Gene Ontology annotation, biological process: carbohydrate metabolic process. Lineage: Eukaryota; Viridiplantae; Streptophyta; Magnoliopsida; Brassicales; Caricaceae. The record is from RefSeq and is a predicted model, not a curated record.